AGAUGUGUGUCAGUUGGACUGAACAGGACUCACACACACACACACACACACUCACACACACUCACUCACAGUUCACAGAGAGCAGUGGGGGAUCGGAUCUCACCGCAGAACAACUCUGUCUUUACUCUGAUCUGAUUUCACAAGCUGCUUCGGACCAUCACGAGCAAAUAAGGAGAAAAAGACGUAAUAUUCAGGCGUAAAUCCUUCAGGAAUAAGAGAUGACAAGUCAACGGUUCACCUCGUGCUCAGAUCAUUUAAGAUGCAGUCUGUGAAGUCUUGGCUGUCUAAAGCCUCAGUGGUUCAGAAAGCAAUAUGGCCCCAGCCCUGACCAAAAUCCUGAAAGAUGGCCAUGGCAUCCACCUUUCCUCACCCCUAUCCUCUGUCAGAGACUCCAAUGGGAGAGCCGUGCACAGGACUGAGCUGGAUCCUCACAUGAGGCUCACAGAGGACGGUGGACCCCAGAUGUGGCUGAACCUCUCCUUGUGUCCCUCUCUGGACCCCUGCCUGCCAGCGAGCCCCCUGAACGUCCUUGCCAACCCUGUGCUUUCCCCAUAUCUGGAGGCGUCUGCCAGCCAGUGUGAGUCGGUGCUCCUCUCCAGCCCUGCUUCCCUCCUCACAUUCCUGUCCUUCAAUGAAGAUCUGAGAGAUUCUCAUCAGGUGGUCUCGGUCCUACCAGGUGUACCAGACAUGUUUUUAGGCCCUGUCCCUGAGCACAAUAGCCAAGAGGCUUGUUUGCUUCAUGGCCGGGGUGCUGCUCAUGAAUGUAGGCCAGAUGGUGGUGAUGUGCACCACUCCCCCUUUACACUCACCAGUGUUUCUCCAUCAGAUUUCUUUGGAGAGAUUAACUCUCAGGACUGUGCUCCUUUUUUUUCACCCCCACUGACACUGACACAGACACAGGAGAGAGCAGCCAGAGUGGACUGUGCUCCUCUAGCUCCUCUAGCUUCAGAGCAGUCUUGCAGUGGCAGCUUGAACUUUGACCAGCUGGUACCCAGAGCUGUGCCGGAGGAGGCCAUGAAGGAGCAGCUCUCUAGGCAGGAAGAGUUGCACAGCCAAGCUUGGAGGCUGCAGAAGAGACUGCAAGCCCUGCUCGGAGAGCACGCUUUGCGACACUGCAACCAGCAGCUGGAGGGGCUAAACCGGCACAUUCAUCGUGGGGAUGGACUUAACGACUCCAACCGUCCUGGUAUAGUACCCCCACAAGCGGGUGGCAAACUCUUCUUGUCUUCGCUAGAGUCGUCCACAGCAUCAUCUUCCUUCACAGAGCACAGAGAGCUGAGCCGCUUCAGCCAGGCGGUGCUGCGAGGCCUGCAGGAGGCCUUGGACUCUGAGGCCACAGCCAGCAGCAGCUCAGACGAUGAGGUAGAGGAGGAGAAGAGUCUCAGAAAAACCACAACAUCACGUGUCAGCAGGAGCAGCAGCAGAUGUGCAAGGCGAUGGCUGGAAGAGAGAGUGGAGCUGGGCAGCAGAUGGAGCUGGCUGCAGCUGCGUCUGUCCGAGCUGGAGGGAAGGAUACAGCAACUGGUUGAGCUCCACAAGCAUAUCCGCUCGUCCAAAGGUGGUGUUGUGCUCGCAGCCUCCCAGCCACUGACAGACAGGCAGAUUCAGCAGACCCUGCUGAAGGAAGUGAGAGGGUUAUGCUGCACAACGUCAGAUGCUGACACUGAACCUUGCAGCCCCACACACCUUCUACACAGCAUAGAGAGGCAGAGCGCCCAGCUCAGCCAGAUCGUCAGAAGUCUGAUGCCUCCUCUCAGCUUUUCACCGCUCUCAAAACAAGCAGAGACCCGUAAAGACAAGAGAUCCUUCACCAGUGGUCAGAGAGGAGAUGAUGCUCUUCUGUGCAGCAGCUCUAAGAGAAGGAGACUGGUGACCACAAGGCGGUACAAGGCUGAUGCGUGCGUUUGUGCCCGAACCCGGCCUUUGGUCUCCUACCACAAGCCCAAACUGUUCACUUUCAACACACACAACCCCAGCAGUUCGCAGGAGCCAUGGAAGUCCAUGUCCACACUCUCCUCUUCACUACCUUCAUCUUCCUAUUCGUGUUGCUCCUCUUGCGAUGUCCUCUGUUCUAAUCCUGACUGCAGCUCGGCUCUGACCUCCAGGAGAAAGAGCUCCAGACCGCACUGUGUGUUGUCUCUUUCAUUUGACACUCCUCAGGCACACCGCCCACAGGGAGCCCUCGCUCGAGAAGAAUGGUCCCAAAGGCCAUUAGUUAUCAAUUCCCAAUCGCCCACUCCAGUACACUUCAAGAGAUGCAGCUCCACACCACUGCACAACAGUCACAAAUACAAGCAGCAUGCACGACAUCAUAAAAGCAGGGUUAUGGGACUGUCACCUAUCAGGAUGACAGGCUCUGCUCAGGGUCGACACAGGAGAGCCAAUCAGAAGGAGAGGAAGAGGAGACACAGCCCCAGUCUUGAUGAAGAUGAUAAAGAUGUCCUGCACCGGUCAUGUGAGCCAGAGGGAAGUUCAGACGAAGUGCUGGAGGAGAGCUACACACAGUUUUCACACAAGCAGGACUCUCAAGGAUCUGGUCGAAAACGCCAGGGAGAGAGCGUGUACAACAUCAACAACAUUGUCAUCCCCAUGUCACUGACCAAAGUGGAGAAGCUGCAAUACAAAGACAUCCUCACACCCCGAUCUGGCAGCAGGCUGUCAGGCGGCGGGGGCGGGAUGUUCACAUCAGGAGAGGAGAGCUCUGCAGAGUGGAGUGGUGCUCAGCUGGAGACAGAUGAACAGCCGAGCUCGGAGGAGUGGCUGCCUCAGACACCGUGGGAACGACGAGUGUUUCUUCUGGACGAGGAUGAAGAGGAAGCCCUCCUCUGUGACAGUUUAGAAACGGAACCCUCAGGGUGGUCAGAGUCGGGUUAUCACUCUGCAUCAAUAAAGUCCAACUCCCAGCUCUCCCCAGCACAAUCCUCAGGUGCUACACUGCCCUCUGGUGCACAAAGCUUCAGCAUUACACCUCAAGGCACCUUUUAAUAUUGCCUCACGUCUGGAUAUGGGAGGAGAAAAUGUGCCCCGGGAUCCUCGAGUAUUGAUACUAAAUACAUUCCAUGUGUAUAGUGAUCUGAUGUCAUUAGAUAAAUACUCUGAAGCAAAAGCUUCUAUUUUGUGAAUAUUGUGGCACGUGUAGUUUUAACUGACAACUGUAGCUCCUGCUACACUUUCAGGUUUUAAUGUAAAGAAAUGUAUAUCAGUAGUCUCAGGUUUGUGUACUGUUUGUAGUGGUCACCUGCUAUUUAUUUUCACUGUUGUCUUAACAAGUCUGUAUAGAAAGACUUAAAUAUAUACAUAUGUAAACCUUUACCUGAGUUACUUGAGCUUUUUCAUUUCAUGGUUGAUAUUUGUCAAAGCGAUAGGUCAGUGGGGAGAUAUCAAAUAUAUCCUUUUUAUGAAGAAAGCAAAAUUGCUUAAUAAAUGUAAAGAUGA
Molecule: messenger RNA, 3435 nt
Organism: Paralichthys olivaceus (Japanese flounder)
Lineage: Eukaryota; Metazoa; Chordata; Actinopteri; Pleuronectiformes; Paralichthyidae
Source: RefSeq, a predicted model, not a curated record